UUAUCACCCCGCAACGACAAAGAAUCUAAUUCUUCUUGCUCACUCAAAACCGUCUAGUUUUCCGGAUGCCGUGGACUCGCAGAAGCUAGUUACACUUAUCAACAACCGAUUCUCCACAUGGAUGGAUACCGUAUUUUCGACGGGCUAUAUGAUUUAUCAGAUCUUGUACUGGGUGCUCUUUCGGAAAACGUGCAAGUUUUGUGCCGCUUAAGAUUACGCCGUAGCAACCUGGAUGAUAAAACGGUCAAAAACAUAAUCGACUCUUGGUCCCGGAAGAAACUUGAUACCCUAAAUAUCAGUGGGCUGAACCGAGUGAACGUCGCCGAGAGGUCUUACUACAUACGUACGCACGUCAAAAGCUCUCUGAUACUUGUGUGGAAAUUGCCCUUUUCUUAUGAGCCAUUUUCCCAUAACAGCGAAUUUUUAUCAAACACGGUUGAACGCUCACAAUUAAUGUGUAUCUUCAUCAAAUUGGUAUGUAGUAUCUUGAAUUGUGGUCGGCUUCCGCCAGAAUAUGAUAGGGAAAAAAGAUGUGUCUUUUGGCUUACCCUACAUGGAUACAUAUACACCCUUGUUUACUUGUGGACCAAUGCUUUAUUUCGUCCGCCUCCUGAGCAGUAACAAUGCUGCUAUAUGUCUAGGUGGAAUGUACACAUUAUACGCGUAGAUUUAAUCAUAUUAACUGCAUAAUAUUGAUGCCAUUUAUUCCUAACAAGCCUUACUUUAGUGUCAACAAUAACAUCUUGUCAUGUUUAAUCGGUACAGUUUCCCGACUACCAAGAAACAAUUUGCACAGAGUU
Zychaea mexicana is the source of this 800-nucleotide messenger RNA. RefSeq lists its product as uncharacterized. The transcript has a single exon. NCBI's taxonomy places the organism in Eukaryota, Fungi, Mucoromycota, Mucoromycetes, Mucorales, Lichtheimiaceae. Bases 118 to 621 code for a protein of 167 amino acids. The record is from RefSeq and is a predicted model, not a curated record.